Molecule: messenger RNA, 6755 nt
Organism: Thrips palmi
Lineage: Eukaryota; Metazoa; Arthropoda; Insecta; Thysanoptera; Thripidae
Gene: pod1
Product: coronin-7
Exons: 19
Coding region: 274-4020 (1248 amino acids)
Molecular function (GO): protein binding
Source: RefSeq, a predicted model, not a curated record
UUGCCGGUCCCCCCGGCUGUCAUUUUCAGAGUAGGUUUCGCUCCUGUGUUUUCCUGCGGAUUCGCCUGCUUUCCCCGGUGGUAGGGCCGCAUUCGUCGCGGUUCUGGAAUGGGAUUAGGGUGAAGUGUGCGAUUUUUACCGGCUGGAUCGCGCCUGAUUGCGUUUGCCUCUGUCGUGGCCGAGUUUGUGUUCGGUAUCGGUGCCGCCCUCCUACUCCCAACCUGUCAUUUCUGUUUUGUUUGAUCAAGUACAUGCUUGAAUAAGUUAUUUAAAAUGGCGUGGCGCUUCAAAGCUUCAAAGUACAAGAAUGCAGCACCGAUUGUGCCCAAACCGGAGGCAUGCAUUCGUGACAUAUCUGUGGGCUCAUACCAAACUUAUGGGAACAACAUUGCUGCAUCUGCAGCGUUUAUGGCAUUCAAUGUGGACCAUAAUGGCUCAAGUCUGGCUGUUCUUCCUAUUGAUGAUUGUGGAAGGAAAAGCAAAACCAUGCCACUUCUCCAUGCCCAUACGGAUACGGUGACUGACAUGGACUUCUCUCCUUUCCAUGAUGGACUUCUAGCUACUGGUUCCCAAGAUUGUUUGGUGAAACUGUGGCACAUUCCAGAGGGUGGUUUACAGGAGAGUUUAAGCAACCCUCAGUGUGUUUUCUCUCACAAGCAGCGGCGAGUAGAAGCUGUCCGCUUUCACCCCACAGCUGACUGUCUUCUGAGCUCCACAUCAUACACUACUCUUACAUUGUGGGACGUAGCUGCACAGAAGGAAAUAUUUUCCAAUUGCCAGCACUCAGAAGUGAUCCAGUCACUUAGCUGGAAGACUGAUGGUCGUCUUUUGGUUACUUCAUGCAAAGACAAGAAACUUCGCGUUUAUGAUCCUCGUGCCACCACGAGCAUAACUCAUACUACUGACAGCCAUCAAAGCAUCAAAGACUCCCGUGUGGUUUGGCUUGGUGAUUCAAACAGAAUCCUUACUACUGGCUUUGAUGCUGGACGUUUGAGGCAGGUGUACAUUCGUGAUCUCCGAAAGUUUUCAGAACCUGAAAAAUCACUAGAACUUGACAGCUCAACUGGAAUUCUUAUGCCUCUUUUUGAUCCUGAUACAAACAUGCUCUUCCUUGCUGGAAAGGGAGACAUAACUAUUAUGUACAUGGAAGUGUUAGAUCGGGAACCAUUCCUUGUAGAAGGUAUUCGUCACUCUGGUGAGCAGACAAAAGGAGCCUGCCUAGUCCCUAAGCGAGCUCUGGCUGUCAUGCAGGCUGAAGUGAACCGUUUGCUCCAGCUAACUUCCAGUUCAGUAAUUCCAAUUAUGUAUCAAGUUCCUCGCAAAUCCUACCGAGACUUUCAUAGUGAUCUAUUCCCUGAUACUGCUGGAUGUAACUCCCCCAUGUCAGCAAGUCAGUGGAGUGUGGGCAAUGAUACAGCUGUUCCAAGAAUCAGUCUGGACCCCAACAAGAAACAGGCUUCAAUGAUUCAUCGUGGUACACUUGUUCAAAUUGCACAAGAGCUGAAGGACAAUGAGAAGUCAUCUGUGAAAACUUCUCAGCCACAGCCCAUUGUUAAAAACAUCAAUCAGUCUUGGUUGAAGGAGCGGGAGAAUGGGCGGGACAAUGGUCAAGAGAUUGUUUGUGGAGUCAAAGCACUCAAAACUAAGUUGGAGACCAAAAGCAAUGAAUUGUUGGAUGAUGCUGUGGAUGCUAAAAAUGUCCAGAAUGGAAGCGACUCUCAUUGUGUACCACCCAAACCUUUGCCUCGCGCCUCUCGCAAUGGUUCUUUGUCUGAGCUCAAUGAGGAACUUCCUCCUGUAAGCAAUUCUCCUCCUCCUAUUAUCUCAACUCCAAAGCCUGUUGCACGUCCUCGCUCCACUACUACAGGGGUUGUGACUGGUGGUGGAUACAAACCAAGACUAGGUCCCAAGCCAUUCACUCCUCCAAAACUUAACUUUGGUGCCAACUCUGGUGCCAUUGAAUCGGAUGGUGGGAUCGUAAACUCUGAUGAAGCCUUAGCACAGCGCAACUCUCCAGAGGGGGCUCCAGACUCGGCACUCAGCUGGUACAGCAAUGGCGGGACCGAACAUGCCAAUGGCUCUGAGAAAAAUGGCAAAGCUGACUUACACAGUCUUAAUGAUGAAUUGAAUGAUUCUCCUCCACUUUCUGGUUCGUCAUCACCUGAGAAACCAAAAACGCCGAGCACAUCAGAAAGAAGAAAAGUAUUUGAAAGUCGAGUCUCAUCUACAGAGAGUCAGCAAAAUGUUGAGGUCAUCACAUCCGCCGUUGAUGGUGUUCUAUUGGAUGAAGGGAAAGCUGACUUUGAUCGCAACUCAGCUCAGAGAAGCUCUAUUGCUGAAAGAAGGCGCCUGUAUGAAAGUCGCUCAAUGUCCAUCCAGGACUCAGGAGCAAAUAAGGCCAAAACUCCAUCCCCCACUCCUUUGAGACGCAAAGAUUCUUUGAAGAAAGUCAAUGUUGAAGAAGAAGUGAGAAAGCCAGCUCCUGCUGUGCAGCGUCAAAUGUCACAUGAGCCCACCAAGUCUGCAAAGCUGGAACCUGCUGUCACUCCAACCCCUAAGAGAACAUCCACUGUGUUUGGGAGAGUUUCUAAAUUCCGUCACUUGAAAGGGAAUCCGGGUCACAAGUCCACACACAUUGAAAACAUUCGGAACAUUAGCCGACAGAUUUCUGGAGAGUGUGAUGGGUUCCAUGCUAACCGUGAACGAGUAGCUGUGCCAUUGAGUGGACCAGGUGGAAGAAUUGCUGUUUUGGAACUGAGCCGUGCAGGAAAACUGCCUGAUGGAGUGAUUCCUGCCCUUGUCCAUGGUGCUAACGUCAUGGAUUUUGUUUGGGACCCUUUCAACUGCAGUCGUCUGGCAGUUGCUUGUGAUGAUGGCACUCUGAAGUUAUGGCUUAUUAAGCCUGGGGGCCUCACUGAGCCAACGAACACCCCUGAAGCCCAGUGGACAGCUCACUCUGAAAAGAUAUAUUUCAUCAAGUUCCAUCCCACAGCUAAAGAUGUUCUUGCAUCUUCAAGCUAUGACAUGACGAUUCGAAUUUGGGAUCUCCAAACUCAAACUGAAAAGAUAACUCUUUUGGGACACACGGACACUAUUUUCUGUAUGGCGUGGUCUCCUUGUGGAGCAUAUUGUGCAACAGUGUGCAAAGAUUUCAAGAUUCGUGUUUACGAACCCAGGGCCAGUGCCCAACCUGUCCGAGAAGGGAAGGGUCCUGCAGGCUCUAGAGGUGCACGUAUUGUGUGGGCACUGGAUGGAAACUAUAUUGUAGUGAUGGGCUUUGACAAGGUAUCAGAGAGGCAGAUUAGUGUCUACAAAAGCCAUGCUUUGAAUGUUCCAAUGAACACGAUUGGGCUAGAUGUAUCUCCAUCUAUUCUCAUUCCUUUUUAUGAUGAAGACAGUUCAACUCUCUUUGUGACCGGCAGAGGGGACUCCACAUUGUAUGCAUUUGAAGUGUCAGAGGAAGCACCAUUUUUGUGUCCUUUGAGCCACCACCGGGCAGCUUCCUUACACCAAGGCUUGUCUUUCCUUCCCAAAAAUUGCUGUGAUGUGGCCAGUGUGGAGUUUGCCAAAGCUCUUCGUCUCACAAACAAUUCUAUUGAGCCACUAAGCUUCACUGUUCCUCGCAUCAAGUUGGACCUCUUCCAAGACGAUCUUUUCCCUGCUACAAAGGUCACCUGGGAGCCCUCCGUUUCUGCAAAUGAAUGGUUUUCUGGAGCUCAACAUCCUGUCAAAAGGAUCAGUCUGCGCCCACCUGGAAUGGAUUCUUUGUCUGAUUCCCAAGGGGCAGCUGAAGUCAUAUCUACUAUUGCACCUACUCCUUCAUCUAAAGGGGGUAAUGUCAAUAAUGCCAAUAAUAAUGCCAAUAAUGCCAACUCUAAAGGGGGUUGGAAUGAUGAUUUGUCAGGAUCUAAACGGAGGACAGAACAGAUUCAACAAGCUAUGAGCAACCGUGUGGAGAUGAACAUGAAACUAGAGCAAGAUGACAUGGAAGGAGUGGACGAGAAAGAAUGGGAUGAAUGAGAAGCACUUGCUCAUAGCAAUAUGUACAGCCACUGUACGUAAUUACUGUGUAUAGUGUGGGUAAAUAUAUGUGGUUUUCACAUAUAUUUCUAUAGGGGUUUUGUAUCUAUCAGAUUUAGCAAAGUCUACUCCAUUUUCAUAAUCAUCCAUCUUUUAACUAACCCAAGAACUAUUUUUAAACUUUUACUCAAGAAUGGAUUGAUUUGGUUCUUGCUUGUCAAGUCUUGUCUUCUUUGAUAUGAAUUUUAAAACUAGUGGGCCUCCUUUCAGUUUUGUUUCUUGGUUCAAGUUUAAAAGACAGAUUGGUACCACUCUGUACUGAAAAAUGAAGAACAAGUGAAUAGACUAGUAUUAUCUUAAUCAUGAAGUUCAAUUUUAAGUUCAUUUUUACACAGCCAUAACAAUAUUUAUCAUGGCCAUAGCCACCUUUUAUUUGCGUCUGUGACAUUCUUUGUCACAUAGUUUUGGAAUUAUUUGUUUUGUUUUGUGAUAUUUGUCAGUCUUAUUACAUAAGUUCUUUAGAGAAACUUAGUGAUGUUUUAACUUUGUUUUGAAUGAUCAUUAGCAACCUAUGAGAUUUCCAAACCACCAAUGUACAGGCAAAGGGAUUCAAAAUUACAUUGGAGCCAAAUUAUUCCAUUGUAGCAUAGCUUAGUGUUGAAUGGUAUGUAUUAGCUUUUGCGCUUUCAUAUAUCAUGUUGAGAUUAUUUCUAAAUUUAUACAUUCAGUAUUACCAGCUUGAUAAUUCGUGUGUCAAACCUACUUUGACUGAGGAUCCAAUCUAAUAAGUGUGUUCUACAAACUAAAUUUUUUGCUAGGAGAUACUAAAAAUACUUUGUGGUGGUUGAAGACUGAGAACAUUUCAUUUUUACCUGAUGUCCUUAUAAAGACAUUUUCAUUCCAUUUUUGUUUUGAUUGACAAGCUUCACUCUCUAGGGAAGGAAACGAAAAUUAAAUUGUGCUCUAGGAGACAAGUUGUGUGGACUUAAGUGCCAUGGAUGCAGAAAGUUUUGUUGCCUAUGAAGCUUUUACUUAUGGACUUCCUUAUUAUUCUUAAUCAAGAGAAGAACCCGAUCUGCGCAAUUAGUGUGGCUUGAAUUUUUAAGGAAAACAGAACUUUUUGCAGUCAUUACACUACACAUUAGUGUUAAGUGAAACCUAAGCACCUAUUUUGGUUGAUCUGUACACUUAAGUGAAUUGUGAACACUCAUCAUUGAAUCUGUUUUGAGUCCUGAUUUAUGGGACCAUAAAAUCUAUUUGGAAGUUCAAUACUAUUCCUAUGUGCAUUAAUGAAAUCAUGUGGUUAAGAUGGUCUGAUAUUAACUUUGCCAUGUGAUUCGCUGACACCCUCCUGUACAUAUUCAACAGCAGAUAGCUGUUUCUUUUUUAAGUGUAUAUUUUCAUAAUGUGCUAGUCCCUACUAGAUUCUAGUCCCCUCUGCUAAGUAAUCAUUGUGUAAGUACUCGGGGGAGUUAGCUCAAAAUGGGUAGGCAGGGAGAGUGCUCAAAACAGCUUCCUUUUCUCGCUUCUUUUUGUGAGUAUCAAUAUUUGUAUCUCUUUGGUCUCAGUAAGUUCAGUUUGUCUUUUGACAUCCAAACCAUUGUGUUGUUUAUUUGCACACAUGUGGCACAGAAGUUAAAUGGCAUGCUUCCUGAAGGUUUAAGGGUGGGUAUGUUGUGUAUUGUCAAAACAUUAUAUUUAUUUCUUGGUCAAUUUUAUUAUGUUUGUGUCUUGAUUUAGACUAUAGUUUUUCCUGAUUAUACUUUUUGGUAUUUUUCUUUUUAUUGUAAAAAGAUAUCUAGAAGAAUAACUUUUCCGGACAGGAUGGAUUUCUUUGUACCUACCAUGAUUGGUUCCUUAUUGAUUGAUGAAGCCUAGCUUGUGGUGCAUGUUGAAUUGGGGUUUGCUUCUAUGUAUUGGAGGUGGUUUUAUGUAUCCUUUUUGUGAAGGUUCCCAAAGUAUUCUAUAAAUUUGAAUUGAUAUUAUUGUAUCAAACUGACACAACAUAAUUUGCUUGAGAAUUCCUGUGAUGUGUGGAGAUUUACAUAGAUCUUAGGUGUGGUUUUCCUUGUGAUUUAUGUUUAGCUUUUUGCAUUUGCCAUUGAAAUUGAGUUUGAAAGAUUCUUAUGCACCACUUUAACAAAUGGUUAUUACUAUAUAGUGAUGGGUGCUUAAAUGAUUUGGUGCAUGCUAAAAUCUGACCUAGUCAUAAUACAUUGCAUGUACUGAGUGCUUAAUUUUUCACUUCCUGCAUGGCCUGUGAAUGCUAUCAAAAUGAAAUGCCAUUCAUAGGCAGUGUUAAUUUUGCCAUUAAUACACACUUUGUGUUUUUAUCCCAAUUCCAUGUAAUAAGGCUGCCUUGACUGUGUUUUCAUUCCACUUACCAAUGGUCUCUAAAUAUUUCAGUCUGUUUUGGAAUAUUCAUUCCAGCUAUUUUGUAAUACUUUCAUUCCACUCACCAAUGGUCUCAAAAUAUUUCAAUCUGUUUUGGAAUAUUCAUUCCGGCUAUUUUGUAAUACUUUAUUCAAAGUUUGAAUCCUGAUGUAGGGCAAGGGUAUUCCUUUGUGCUUAGACUGCUUUGCUUGACAAUCUUGUACUGUAUUGUGCCAAGACAUUGCAUACAUAUAAGACAUGUGUGUUUGAGUAAGCUCUCUAUACUUCUGAGCAGUCCAUUUCUCUAUUAAUUAUUGAUUGUAUAUCCUGAUUGAUCUUUUGAUCUAUUUUGAUUUUUCUUU